This is a messenger RNA of Colletotrichum truncatum, 2511 nucleotides long. Its product is annotated as cysteinyl-trna synthetase. Lineage: Eukaryota; Fungi; Ascomycota; Sordariomycetes; Glomerellales; Glomerellaceae. Gene Ontology annotation, cellular component: cytoplasm. Gene Ontology annotation, molecular function: ATP binding; cysteine-tRNA ligase activity. Gene Ontology annotation, biological process: cysteinyl-tRNA aminoacylation. The record is from RefSeq and is a predicted model, not a curated record.
AUGAAUCGCCUCUUUAGACUCACCAGAAUUUCCUUUCGAAUCUCCACUCCGAUACCCAGAUUUCGUUUCUCUAGGACCUGCACCAGCAUCGCGACAAUGGAGUCGUUGAAGGUGCACAAUUCCUUGAAGCCCGGCCAGCCGGUGCCCUUUACCCCAAUCCAACCAGGAAAGGUUUCUUGGUAUGCUUGCGGGCCUACCGUUUACGACAAGAGCCAUUUGGGUCAUGCGCGUAACUAUGUCUCCACUGACAUUAUCCGGCGCAUCAUGAUGCACUAUUUUGGUGCUGACGUGAAGUUUGUCAUGAACAUCACUGAUGUUGACGACAAGAUUAUUAUCAAGGCCCGCAGACAGCGUCUCCUCGAGCUCGAGAAGCAGAAGAACUACUCAGAGCAAGAGCUUACGAACCUCGCCCUCACCGCUUUCCGCGCAUAUGCCGAGAAGAGCCUGCCUCUCCUCAAGUCAGACGGACAGGAGCUGGACGAGAACAACUACCUCGAGCGGAGGGAUAGCGCUUACGGCAAGGUCCUCGCUGGCGGUACGCUGACCGGAGAGGGCAAGCCAGGUGACGACGAGGCCAAGACGAAGAUGCACAUUAGCAACAUGGAUACCGCCGCCUUCGCGAUCAAGGACAAGAAGUUCUACCCCGGAAUCGAUGAGAUCCUGCUGCCAUACCUCGACUCUCUGUACAAGGAGACUAUCGACACCAGCGAUCAGACCAUCUUCACCGACCUGACCCAGAGCAUGGAGAAGCUAUUCUUCGACGAUAUGGACGCAUUGAACUGCUUGCGCCCCGAUUUCAUCACAAGAGUUACCGAGUACGUGCCCCAGAUCGCAGCAUUCGUUGAGCGGAUCGUGGAUAAGGGUUUCGCCUACGAGUCCGACGGCUCUGUCUACUUUGACAUUACGGCGUUCGAGAAGGCAGGCAACACCUACGCGCGGUUGCGUCCCGGUAAUCGCAACGACAAGUCCCUGCAGGAAGAUGGCGAGGGAGCACUUUCCAAGAACCUUGGCGAGAAGCGGAAUGAGGGUGACUUUGCGCUGUGGAAGAAGUCAAAGAAGGGAGAGCCGUACUGGCCCAGCAGGUGGGGUCAAGGUCGCCCUGGCUGGCACAUUGAGUGCUCCGUCAUGGCCUCUGAUAUUCUCGGCGCACAGAUGGAUAUCCACUCUGGUGGUAUUGAUCUUGCUUUCCCCCAUCAUGACAAUGAACUGGCCCAGAGCGAGGCUUAUUUCUGCGAGAAGGAGAAGGGCGAGCACACCUGGGUCAAUAACUUCCUGCACAUGGGACAUCUUUCUAUCUCCGGCUCCAAGAUGUCCAAGUCUCUGAAGAACUUCCAAACUAUCCAAGACGCGCUUGCGACGACCUAUUCCCCAAGAGGAAUGCGCAUUGUCUUCCUCAUGGGCAAGUGGAACGAUGGUGUUGAGAUUUCUCCCGACAUGAGAGCUCAGGCAUCAAGUUGGGAGGCCACCGUCAACAACUACUUCUCUAACGUCAAGGCCCUCGUUGCCGACGCAAACGCGUCUACGGAAGGCAUCGAGUCCCUCUCUAUCAAGGACAAGCCGACUGAAGGCCUACUGGCUGACUUGGAGAAGGCCAAGACUGACCUGCACACUGCCCUAACCAACUCUUUUGAUACCCCUCAGGCGAUGCGUGUGAUUCAGGAACUGGUCAGUGAGGCGAACAAGGUGAUUGUUUCUCAGGAUGCAGAGGCGAGACUGCCUGAACUGGUAGCCAUUGGCCGCUGGAUCACCAAGAUCCUUGGCAUCUUCGGUCUGGACGAGAAUGCUAAGGCUCCUUACGAUGGCCUUGGUUGGGUUCCUACGGUGAAGAAGGACGUUGAGCCCAAAGCUGUCGUGCAGCCGUAUGCUGCGGUCUGGGCCAAGGUGAAGUCAGAUGUCGAGGCGCUGAAGCUGUCCUCGGACUCUGUUUCCGAUCUCCUCAGCCAACAAAACCCCGAUGCCGAGUUUGAGUCGGUUUCUUCGAAGGGUGUUCGUGACUCUGAGCAAUUGGCGCUGCCGUACCUGCGGGCUAUUUCAAAAUUGCGUGACGAGCUCCGACGCAUCGUGUCGUCGGUCUCCCCCGAGAUCAAGAAGGCCAUUCUUUCUCUCACUGACCGCAUUCGUGACGAGGACUUGACUGUUCUGGGUGUCUCCCUGGACGAUAGGCCGGACGGCAAGUCUUCUCUGAUCAAGUUCAUAGACGCCAGUGAGUUGAUCGCAGCAAGAAACGAGAAGCUGGCCAGGGAGGCUGAGAAGGCACGGGCCAAGGAGGAGGCCAAGCGCGCUCGUGAGCAGGCGGAGAAGGAGAAGUGGGAGAAGGCCAAGCUUCCCCACACGGAAAUGUUCAAGGGAGACGAGAAGUAUUCCGAGUGGGACGCGGAGGGAUUGCCCACUAAGUUGAAGGACGGCAGCGAUGUGCCUAAGAGCCAGCUGAAGAAGCUGCAGAAGGAAUGGCAGAGACAAAAGAAGGCCCACGAGGAGUACCAGACCAAGUUUGGAGCGGGCAAGGCAUAG